This is a messenger RNA of Aphanomyces astaci, 711 nucleotides long. RefSeq lists its product as hypothetical. Bases 1 to 711 code for a protein of 236 amino acids. The record is from RefSeq and is a predicted model, not a curated record. Lineage: Eukaryota; Oomycota; Saprolegniomycetes; Saprolegniales; Verrucalvaceae. The transcript is spliced from 3 exons.
AUGGGCCGCAUGAUGCUGCAACGGCGACUACUGGGCCUAGUCGCUCCUCUGUCGCGGAAUGAACUUGCUCCCGUCUUGACCUCUGGGGAAGAGAUGGGAAUUGUCGAGGCAGUCAACGAGCGGACGAUGCAUACUCAGUGCUUCACACACAACGAACUGACUAACAUCGUUCGCGUGUGCAUCGAGAACAGCCACCACGAACGAACGGUGCCGGACACGUUCCCCUCGAUAACCUUUGUCAAGAAGUUCAUCAAGCGACACUUCUCCUCGCGCAGCGUUCAGGCCAUGGAGGCAGUGCGAGCGGGUCGGAGCACGGUCGACGUCCAUAAAGCUCACUCUCCAAGGUGCAUACCGACAACCACUUCGACCCCGACUGCAUUUGGAAUCUCGACGAGUCUUGAAGUGUAUGGCCCAUGGUGGCUUGCCUGCCUCCAAUUUUGCGCCAACAAGUCAUCCUUCCUGUCGACGACGCUGUUCAUUCAGUACUUCGAGUGCAAGGUGGCUGACAAGGAAGCCAAGAAGGAAAAGGAAGAAAUCCUCGUGCAGAAGAAGAAAGCCACUGCACAGAAGAGAGUCAUUGCAGCGAAAACGAAGAAGGCGUUGGAUGAACGACGUCGUGAGGCGUCAGAGCGCAAGUUGAUCUCGUUGGAAGAUUCAAGCAAGCCCGUUCGUCGCAAGAGGCCACGCGCACCCCAUGUGGCACGGAUUUGA